Messenger RNA from Cajanus cajan (pigeon pea), 656 nucleotides. The record is from RefSeq and is a predicted model, not a curated record. Lineage: Eukaryota; Viridiplantae; Streptophyta; Magnoliopsida; Fabales; Fabaceae.
UUAAUGUGGAAAGAGGGGAAAAGAAAAGAAAUCCCAAGUUCGCUUUGUUUGUUCUUGUUGAUGGAAGUGAUUAAGUACGUAUUUGAAAUGAUUAGGUAUUGAGACAGGAGAUUUAGAAAAAAGAGAUGAUUUGUUUUCACAGAUUCUGCGAGAUGAGGCAGUGGCAAGGCUUUAUGAGCUUGGAAAGGUGAGUGAUGCUAGUGGUUAUUUGGAGAGGACAUUCUUGAGUCCUGCAUCCAUGAGGGCAAUUAAUCUUAUUCGUAAAUGGAUGGAGGAUGCUGGUUUGAGAACGUGGGUGGACCAAAUGGGAAAUGUGCAUGGUCGAGUUGAUGGUGCUAAUGCAAAUGCUGAAGCCUUAUUGAUUGGAUCUCACAUGGACACUGUUGUUGAUGCUGGGAUGUUUGAUGGAUCACUAGGAAUAGUCUCUGCAAUAUCCGCCUUGAAGGCUUUGCAUGUCAAUGGAAAGCUGCAAACGCUAAAGCGCCCUGUUGAGGUGAUUGCAUUUAGUGAUGAAGAGGGUGUAAGAUUUCAAACUACUUUCUUGGGCAGUGGUGCUGUAGCUGGUAUUUUACCUGCUACAACAUUGGAGAUAUCUGAUAAGAGGUUUCACCUAGGAACUUUCUGGUUAUAUUUUUGGUAAAUUUGUGUAUGAUCAA